GUGCAGUUUCAGGAUGUUACCAUGUUGCUGAAGGUGAAAUACCGUAGUGUCAAGAAGUACAUCAAAUUGCACUCAGGCUUCACCUAUUCAGAAUUCACCAGGGAAGUCAAAAACAAGUUUGGGCUUCCUGAUGAGGCUCAACUUGACAUUUUUCAUGAAACUGACACAGCAGUAGAGGAAGACAUUCUUCUAGAGCUGUUGGAGGCCAAUCCAGACAUGUGCCUGACAGUACGUCAGUACAGCAUUUCAGAUGAAGAAUUUUCUCCUUUACCACCAUCUUCAACACCAUCUUCCCUCACGGAUACCACAUCCCUUUCUUCAAGUGACAGUGACCGUAGAGAACUGAGUAUUCCCACAACAAGCAGAAAUGUAUCCAGCAAAGAACACAUGAGCAGUUCUGCAACAAAGGCUUCCGUGUCAGAGGCGGCAAAGGAGAUGGUAGAAAAGGCCUUGCUUAAGAAGCCUGGAGGAGAGGUUAUUCUUGAAGAGUACAAGUCAGAAAAUUCACUAAUGCACCGCACUCGGAGACAGCUUGUUAACCUAUUGGCGAGUGAUAUGACUGAGAGACAUGGCAGGUUUCCUUCCCGUCAGCAGAAGGAGAAGUAUGCCCUGGGAAUUAUUACUCUCUUUACCUCACUGAAGGAUCCUUUUUCUCCAAAUGGCUAUGAGCAUUUCUAUGAUGGGGAAAAGGGCACUGGAUAUUUAGCAUGGCGCCUCAAAACCAUUUCCAGGACUGCAGGAAAACGGCCAGUCAAGGAAGCCUCGGUGUAUCAACCACAAGGACCAAAGCGCCGAAGAUCAGCAACCACAUUGCCUGAGCAACUAGAUGGAGAUGCCUGCAGGGAGGCCAUUUCAUUUCUUGUUCACUCUCCUGAUGAAGCAAGUGUAUUUCAGAAGAUGAAGAUGACAUUUCAACAUCGUCAGGACCUAGUGCAUGACCCACAAAGAAGCACAGAUGUCUUCAAAACAUUUCCAUGCUUUUUGGAUGUUAAAGGACUGGUGAAUCAAGAGUUCCUGCUGCUGUUUGGUGCUGAAAUGGCCUCCAAGAUGCUUGAGAAGUGGGACACCUCAUUCAAGCCCAAGGUCAUCAAAGAGGCCAAACAACUGACUCAGACAAAUGAGCUGUGCCGACUUCUAAAAGCUGCUGAGAAACUCACAGAGAACGAUGAAAUGAACUGGGACAGUGACAUCGCUUCUAUGCUGCUGCUUCUCUAUCUCUUGCCACCCUCAGCUGGACGGAAGAGGACCAAAAUAUGUCCAAGUGAUGCAGUGGACAAAAUGGUGCACUUUCACAAGUCAUGCUGCAGCAUCAAUGAAUAUAUGCAGUUGGCCGAACCCAGAAGAAGAUUGAUGCCUUCUACAUCGCCGUUGACAAACAGCUCAUCCCCUGCCAAGCCACCAGCUCAUUGGGUGCUUUUGAUGAACUGUUUAAAUCCCACUACGUCUUUAACUUAUCUUAUGAUGAGUCCCUGGUCCAUUUCUACACUUUUCUGCAGACAACGGUCUACAACAUUGAUGUUACCACAACAGAUGAGUCUCCAAGAGUUCGUUGUGUAUAAAAACAAUGAUGUGCGGCUGGAGUUGUCCAGUUUGGCCUUCAAGGGUGACCCCAAGAUGAAGAUUCAUGGAGUUGUUGCCUUUAAAUGUGAAAAUGUGGCAACAUUAGACCCCAUCACCUUUGAGACACCAGAAUCCUUCAUCACACUUCAGAAGUGGAACAGCAAGAAAACCGGCUCCAUUUCCUUUGACUUCCGCACCACUGAGCCCAAUGGACUUCUACUAUUUAGCCAUGGAAAACCCAAACAACAGACUAAAGAAGCCAAGAGCCCUCUCACCCAGAAGGUGGACUUCUUUGCUAUCGAGAUGCUGGAUGGUCUUUUGUACCUGCUUCUGGAUAUGGGAUCUGGCACCACCAAGACCCUGGCUGUGAACAAGAAGGUCAAUGAUGGAGAGUGGUAUCAUGUGGACUUCCAGAGAGAUGGAAGAUCAGGGACCAUCUCUAUCAACACAAUCCGAACACCCUAUCAAGCCCCUGGCGAGAGUGAGAUUCUUGACCUGGAUGAUAAUUUGUACCUCGGAGGACUGCCAGAAAAUAAAGUUGGUCUGGUGUUCCCUACAGAGGUGUGGACAGCUCUGCUCAACUAUGGUUACGUAGGCUGCAUACGUGACCUUUUCAUCGAUGGUCAGAUUAAAGAUAUCCGCCGCAUAGCCGAGGUGCAUAAAUCCAAUGGCGUGAAGCCCUCCUGCACCAAAGAGACACCCAAGCAGUGCCUGAGUAACCCCUGCCAAAACAAUGGCAUCUGCAGGGAGGGGUGGAACCGUUAUGUUUGCGACUGCACUGGGACGGGCUACCUUGGUCGAUCCUGUGAGAGAGAUGCCACCAUCCUCAGUUACGAUGGCAAUAAAUUCAUGAAGUUGCAGUUGUUGGUGGCAAUGCAUACAGAGGCUGAGGACAUGUCACUACGGUUCUGUUCCCAUCGGGCGUAGGGCGUUCUCAUGGCGACCACUUCACGAGACUCUGCAGACACCCUGCGUCUGGAGCUGGAGGCAGGCCGCGUCCGCCUCACGGUUAAUCUAGACUGUGACAGGAUUAACUGUACCACCAGCAAGGGCCCCGAGACCAUGUUUGUGGGUCAAAACUUCAAUGAUAAUGAAUGGCACACAGUGCGAGUAAUCAGGAGAGGAAAGAGUCUGAAGCUGUCUGUGGAUGAUUUGCCCAUUUUGGAAGGAGAGAUUCCAGGUGACCACACUCAGCUGGAGUUUCAUAACAUUGAGACAGGCAUUAUAACAGAGAAACGUUACCUGCCCGUAGUGCCCUCUAAUUUUAUAGGACAUUUGCAGAGCCUGAUGUUCAAUGGUAUGCCAUACAUUGACCUCUGCAAGAACGGAGACAUUGACUACUGCAAGCUCAAUGCCAUGAUCGGCUUCAAGAACAUCAUCGCUGACCCCUUGACCUUCAAGUCUCGUUCCAGUUAUGUGUCUCUCAGCACACUGCAGGCAUACUAUUCCAUGCACCUGUACUUCCAGUUCAAGACCACCUCCUUAGAUGGGCUCAACAGUGGAGAUGGAAAUGACUUCAUAGCUGUAGAGCUGGUCAAGGGCUACCUUCAUUAUGUCUCAGAUAUGGGAAACGGUGCUCAUCUCAUCAAAGGAAACUCAAAUAAACCCCUCAGUGACAAUCGCUGGCACAAUAUUCUGAUUUCCAGAGACACUAAUAACCUGCACACAGUCAAAAUAGACACAAAAAUCACCACACAGACCACUGUGGGUGCCAAAAACCUCAACUUGAAAGGAGAUCUGUAUAUUGGUGGUGUGCCAAAGGAUAUGUAUAAAGACUUACCCAAGUUAGUUCACGCUGGAGAGGGAUUUCAGGGAUGUUUGGCAUCUGUGGAUCUAAACGGUCAUCUGCCUGAUCUGAUGUCAGAUGCACUGGUUUGUGUCGGACAGAUCGAGAGAGGUUGUGAAGCAGCACUGGUGGCAGCAGACAUUUCAGGGCCCAGCACAACCUGUCAGGAAGACUUGUGUGCUAAUCAGGGGGUGUGUCUUCAGCAGUGGGAUGGCUUUUAUUGUGACUGCAGUAUGACUACAUACGGAGGACCUCUGUGUAAUGAUGCAGGCAACACAUAUGUUUUUGGCAGAGAUGGUGGUCUGAUCACAUACACGUGGCCAGCAAAUGAACGUCCUAGCACGCGAGCAGACCGGCUGGCAGUGGGAUUCAGCACACAGCAGAAAGACACUGUACUCGUGCGAGUGGACAGCACAUCUGGGUUAGGAGACUAUCUCAAGCUUCGUAUUGUUACAUUUCAUGCUAAAGAGGUUCCUGUGGUACUGAAAUGCAUGUCAUGUACCUGCUCUGCUGGGAAAGCACUGUGCAACCACAUUGUGGCAUUAUUGUUUCAAAGUGCUCACUACUGUACCAUGGGCUUCAAGACAGUGCCAUUGCCACUGUCAUGCACCAGCUCACUGCAGACCUGGCACCGGCCUAGGACACAUGGAAUUGCUCCUGAGGCAACAAAUGACAUGGUAGUGUGUAAACCAGUACCGAAGUCCAAGGAUCAUGCCCGAACUGGUGUGAAAUGUACACUGUACAGAGCAUAUGGUGGUCCUCUUCCAGAUCCUCACAUCCUUGCCAGUGUUGAGAAACUGCAAGACAAACGCCCACAACCAGGCAUUUGCAAAUUGCUCCACGGGCUUGAGGCCCUUAAUUUUGUGGACUCUAAAUUUGGCCCAGUGCCAUCUGGGUCUUUGCUCUCUUACCAGUGCCCUCCUGAGAUAAGUAGAGACAUUAUUAAACACCCUGGUGCCCCUGGAUUUCUUCAGUUGCCCAUUGAAGGUCACAAUUUUAAAUUUCACAUACAAUUUGAGCCUAACUACAAGCAACAAUGCCACUUAGAGAGCCUUAAAGUGUCAAGGGAGAUCUCUGCUCAGAAUGCCAGCUGUGGACCCAGGUACGCAAACCCCGACUUACAGCCAGCAGAUUUGGUGAGAUAUGUCAUGUCCGUGGAGAGUCAACUGCAAAAUCCUUAG
Molecule: messenger RNA, 4527 nt
Organism: Xyrauchen texanus (razorback sucker)
Lineage: Eukaryota; Metazoa; Chordata; Actinopteri; Cypriniformes; Catostomidae
Exons: 24
Molecular function (GO): zinc ion binding
Source: RefSeq, a predicted model, not a curated record